Nycticebus coucang (slow loris) is the source of this 3449-nucleotide messenger RNA. Its product is annotated as calponin-2-like. Bases 509 to 1438 code for a protein of 309 amino acids. The record is from RefSeq and is a predicted model, not a curated record. Gene Ontology annotation, biological process: actomyosin structure organization. Lineage: Eukaryota; Metazoa; Chordata; Mammalia; Primates; Lorisidae. The transcript has a single exon. Gene Ontology annotation, molecular function: actin binding.
CACCUAACAGAGAGGAAAAGGCUGCCUGGUUACCAACUACAGAAGUGACAAAUGUGGCUGAAAGGGUUUCAGAAAUAGGCCAUUGUUCUACAAGUUUGGGGCAGUAUCCUGGACCCUUCUCCCUGUGGUGGGGCGGGGGUGGUCACACAUCUAUUCUGUCUUGCUCUGGAAGCCCAAAAUAAUAGCUGAAUAAUCUUCCUUUUCUAUUCAUCCUUGUGACCAUUAUUAUCUGAGUAAUUCUCAACACUAUGGACAUUCGGGGGAACAAGUCUUGGUGAACAGAUGUGUCCCACAUAUUAAAAGAUAUUUUAGCAUCCCUGCCUUCACACACUAAAUACUAACAGACACCCCACUUCCUGUCCCAACCUGAAACUUCCCUGAUGCUCCCAUUUCCCAAGGUUAAUGUGGCAGGAAGACAUUAUAGGAAACAUUAUGAUAGAGAUUUCUUGUACUUGAUGCAAAACCUGUGUUGUAGCUGUUUGGCGUUUCCCUGCCUCUCCUGCCAGCCAUGAGCUCCACGCAGUUCAACAAGGGCCCCUCAUACGGGCUUUCGGCCGAAGUCAAGAACCGGCUCCUGUCCAAAUAUGACCCUCAGAAGGAGGCUGAACUCAGGAGCUGGAUCGAGGGGCUCACUGGCCUAUCUAUCGGUCCUGAUUUCCAGAAGGGUUUGAAGGAUGGGAUUAUCUUAUGCACACUCAUGAACAAGCUGCAGCCAGGCUCAGUCCCCAAGAUCAACUGCUCCAUGCAGAAUUGGCACCAGCUAGAAAACCUCUCCAACUUCAUAAAGGCCAUGGUUGGCUAUGGCAUGAACCCUGUGGACCUGUUCGAGGCCAACGACUUGUUUGAGAGUGGGAACAUGACGCAGGUGCAGGUGUCUCCUCUGGCCCUAGCUGGGAAAGCCAAGACAAAGGGGCUACAGACUGGUGUGGACAUCGGUGUCAAGUACUCAGAGAAGCAGGAACGGAACUUUGAUGAUGCCACUGUGAAGGCAGGACAGUGUGUCAUCAGGCUGCAGAUGGGCACCAACAAAUGUGCCAGCCAGUCGGGCGUGACAGCAUAUGACACAAGAAGGCAUCUCUAUGAUCCUAAGAAUCAUAUCCUGCCUCCCAUGGACCAUUCAACCAUCAGCCUGCAGAUGGGCACAAACAAGUGUGCCAGCCAGGUGGGCAUGACAGCUCCUGGGACCUGGAGGCACAUCUAUGAUACCAAGCUAGGGACUGACAAGUGUGACAACUCCUCCAUGUCCCCGCAGAUGGGCUAUAAGCAGGGUGCCAACCAGAGCGGCCAGGUCUUUGGCCUGGGUUGGCAGAUAUACGAUCCCAAGUACUGCCCACAAGGCCCAACUGCCGAUGGAGCGCCACUGGAUGCUGACAACUGCCUAGGUUCAGGCGAAGGCCCAGAGUAUCCCCCCUGUUACCAGGAGGAAGCCAGCUACUGAGGCACCCAUACAUGCUGUCUCCCCACAUCAUCAUCUUAUCUGGGUUUUGGAGGUUUUCUGUGUGUUUGCCAUUUUUUUUUUUUUUAAAUAUGUGCUGCCAAUGGAGGGUUUGUAGGAGUCUGGGUAGGAUCAGGUGGCAGAUCCCACUUGUCUUGCAGAACUGAGCCAGCAGGCUGAAGGAAAGGGGCCAUAUUCAGAUGCAUGGGUGUUUGGGUCGGGGCAGGAUCCCUGCCAGGGCACAUGCAAGAGGUGGACUGAGCCAUGUUGGGGAAAAGAGACCUGGGCAGGGAGGAGAACUGGCCCCAAAUGGUUUCCAGUUUCAACUCCUCUUAUCUUUUUUUUUUUUUUUUGAGAUAGAGUUUCAUUUUGUCACCCUCAGUAGAGUGCCGUGAUGUCAUAGCUCACAGCAACCUCAGACUCUUAGGCUCAAGCGAUUCUCCUGCCUCAGCCUCCUGAUUAGCUGAGAUAUGGGCACUCACCACAAUACCCAGCUACUUUUUUUAGAGAUGGCAUUUCGCUCUUGCUCAGGCUGUUCUUGAACUCGUGAGCUCAGGGAAUCCACCUCCCUUGGCCUCCCACAGUGUUAGUAUUACAGGUGUGCGCCAUCACGUCCAGCCCUUCUCUUCCCUUUUGUCUACCAAUCAGUUUGUGGUUUCUGUGCCCACAGAAGUUUCAGGAAGUUUUUUUUUGUUUGUUUGUUUUCUGAGACAGAGUCUAAUUCUGUCGACUUAGGUCACAGCUUGCUACAACCUCAAACUCACAGGUGCAAGUGAUCCUCUUGCCUCAGCUUCCCAAGUAGCUAGGUCUAUAGGUGUACGCCACCACACCCAGCUAGUUUUUCUGUUUUUAGUAGAGAUGGGGUCUCACUCUUGCUCAGGCUAGUCCAGAACUUCUGAGCUCAAGCAACCCCUCACCUCAGCCUCCCAGAGUGCUAGUAUUAUAGGCAUGAACCUCAAUGUCCAGCCUAAAAGAAAAUAUUUUUUCCCUGGGGAAUGGGUUAGGGAUGGUGGAGGGGUGCAGGGAAGGGGGUCCCUUGGGAAAGAGACAAAUUAUUUAGGAUCCUGCCCGACUGGAUUUCCUUAGGACCCUCAGACCAACAACACUGGUGGCCCAGAGGCCCCAUGGGAAAACUGAGGCCUAUGCAUGACUCUGAAGUUCUAAGUGGUUGAGGCAAAGGUAGACCCCCUCCCCGAGCUCAUUCCCACCUCCCCCCCGGGUAGGUUUUAUUUUUUAUUUUUUAAUUUUUUUGUUUUUUGAGACAGAGUCUCACUCUACUGCCCAGGUUAGAGUACCGUGGCGCCAGCCCAGGUCAAAACAACCUCAAACUCCUGGGUUCAAGCCAUCUUUCUGCUUCAGCCUCUUGAGUAGCUGUAACUUUAGGCACUCAUCCCAUCAGCCAGCUAAUGUUUUCUAUUUUUAGUAGAGAUGGGAUCUCACUCUUGCUCAAUUUGGUCUCUAGCUCCUGAGCUCAAGUAAUCCUCCUACCUCAAACUCCCAAGAAUGCUAGGAUUAUAGGCAUAAGGCAGUGUACCUGGCCACCUCAGUAGGUUUAAAGAGUCCCCAGUUCCCUUCUCCCCUUCCUGGGCCUGACCCACUGUCUCUUGCCUGUCAGUACUUCCCUGAGAUCCCCAGCUGGGCACAUGAGAUAAUGUGAAUUACCAACUCUGGACCAAAAGCAAUAAAAACUUCUGUUUGUAGGAAAAAAAAAACUGUGUUGCAGAGAAGCUUUGCAAGAGCCAACUGCAAUUUUAAAUGCACCAAUUAGAGCUGUGUUUAAAGACUGCCCCCCAGGUGAUUUGUUGUUGCUGUUGUUUUCUUAUGCCUCACGAUGCAUCUGCAGCUGAAGACCUAAUUUGCUACAGGAUGUUAACUUUGGAGUUUGCACCACUGUCAUUUUGUUAAUGCCUAACUUGUAGGUCUGAAGCAGUCCAAGCUGUGUUGAGAACCAUUUCAAUGAGUGCAAGCUGUCUUCUAUACAGGAACUCAUCUCAGCCUCCCUGCAAUUACUUGG